AAUAAGUAGGGGUAAGUCGUUGAGAAGAGAACGUCUCUCCCUCCAUAUGGCAGCCACGGUGGUAUUAAAGCGCUCGGUCGCCACCGUUAACAGCAGUGUCCGCCUGCGCAGCAGCGCGUAGCGUUGUGUUGUGUGGUGGUUGCGUACCUGAAAGCUUGAGGAGGCACACUGAGCACACGGACCUUCUGCCAGCGUUGCAUCGUCGCACACUGUUCGCCCUGAACGUCAGCUAAAGAAAAAAAGAGUCGAACCGUGUGACCACAAGGAACGUUCACCUGCCGCAAGUGGUACUGUCAUAGAGACGGCAAGGAAACUACUUGUGGAAGAGAAAGGGAGAAACGAAAAAUAAGGGAGUAACCAAGAGCGAAGAAAGGAUAGCAGAAAAGGGGAAGAAAGUACACACAAAUUUGCUCGGAGCAACGCGCCCAUCUUCUCGGAAGAAGAUGGCCUCGUGCUUCGAGGUGAUCCUCGUCUGCUGCAUCCUCGUGCUGCCGUUCCUCUACGAGACCAGUCGCACGUUUCGCUACUACUUCAAGUUCUUCGUAUAUUGCUUCGGCGUGUUAUUUGUCGCGACUAUGGUCAUGCCAAUCAUCGCGAUGCGGCCCCGCAACGUCAAAAAUUUCGUGCUGGGAUCGUGGUUUUGCCAAUACAUCAGCCCUCUAGUAGGACUGCGCUGGGAGCUGCGAGGAAGAGAACAUCUAGAGAAUGAUAGUGCCUGCAUAAUAGUGUCGAACCAUCAGAGUUCGCUGGAUGUAUUAGGGAUGUUCGAGUUAUGGCCAGUAAUAGAAAAGUGCACCGUCGUGGGCAAGAAAGAAAUCUUUUACGCGUGGCCGGUUGGUCUUGCCGCGUGGUUAUGUGGUAUGAUCUUUAUUGAUAGGGGUUAUUCCGAAUCUGCGCGAUCCGUUCUCAAUAAUGCCACGCAAAAACUUAAAGAUAACAAGGUAAAAGUGUGGAUAUUUCCCGAGGGAACUAGGCACAACACUGGUGAAAUUCAUCCAUUUAAGAAAGGUGCCUUCCACAUGGCUAUCAAGUCGCAGUUACCAAUUCUACCGGUCGUAUUUUCCUCCUAUUAUUUCUUAUCCGCGGAAGAGAAGAGAUUUGAUUCUGGACGCAUUCUCGUGACGACGUUGCCACCCAUUUCCACUGAGGGACUCGGCACAAAUGACGUAGAGGAGCUGAUACAGAGGACACGCAAUGCCAUGUGCGAAGUGUUCCACGCCGUGAAUCUGGAGAAUCAAACGUACCUCGCGCGGUAAGCCGCGUACCGAACGAUUGUAACCCGACAAACUGUAACCACCGGCAACUUCGUCUCAUGAGAGGAUACACACGAUGUUAGCGAGUAAGUCUCUAUGCGGCAACCAAAGACUAAGUCUACUAAUCGUUUCUGAUAUUCUUUCUUAUGUUGCUAUUACUAUUAUUCCUUCAAUUAUUAUUAUUAAUAUCCCCGUUGCGUGCCCGUGAAUCGGCAACUUCGGUGUGAAAAAUUUUAUACAUUAAUUAUUUAUUGUUAUUGAGAAUCACGUUAGAGGAAGAUUUAGACGAUUUUUGUCUUGUAAUCAUUAUCUGCUGAGUGGUAGUUUUAUCUUUUGAUAUACAAGCUUCAGAUCGAGCUACGGAUAAGCUUUUCCUUGACGUACAAAUUCCUCGCUGAACUAUGUUAAAUUUCCAAACUAAAGAGACAUAUACGCUUGUGUGUAUAUGUAUGUGUGUGUAUACAUGUGUGUGCGUGAUGCAGUAAAUACGUAUAGUCAAAUGAAAGAGUCAUAAACGUCACUAACAAAAAUUAUAAAUAACAUUCUUAAUUAAUUAGGUGUAAUUUACGUGAGGGUCGUCGGGAAACAACGUACUGUAAAGUAUACAGCACUUUACCGUUAGGGGCGAAUAGUGAGAUAAUAGAGAGAAAGAAGAAUUUUUUAACACGUACGUCAUGAUUUCUCAUAGAUUUACGAAUUGUAAAUAUGAUUCUCGUUAGAGUGCAUUUUAUAAAUUGUGGGAACAUUGUUAGCGUUUAUACUUAAUAACGAAUCGUACUAAAUUACAUUAUUAAAUAUAUUUUGCUAUGUAAUGUACGCUUGUACACUCCCACCCGUUUGUUAAUUAUGCUUCCACUUGUUUCCAUACGGUUAUCCGUAAGGAUUAAGAUACGCGUAACUAUUUGGCGAUUACGGAAGUGCACUUUAAUUUAACUAUCUAGUGAAAUGAAAGAAAGAAGAAUAAUAUGAAAAAAAAGAGAAAGAUACAAUUUUUACAUUUAUUUUAUCUCAUUCUCUAGACAAUUCUUUAAAACGACGUUACUUCCCAAUUUUAAUCGCUCGUCGGUUGUCAAGUGAUUGUUGUCUUUCAGUAUAUCAUUGAAGAUAAUACGAAAAAUAUCACAUGAAAAGAUAAUAUGUUUUAUCUCUAAAGUGUGGUCACGUUGCGCUACAAUGUACAAGAUGAUAACUGAUAGAAAACCCGUUAGGAGUAGGUAGGGGAUGCAAUUUGGAACUGAAAGUUCCUCUUCCAUUUUUGGAUCCGACAAUUAGUUAAUGAGAUAUUAAUUAAUUAAGUCUGCCAAUCCCUUAGCGCUCUAAGUGAGCGAUCAGGGACAUAGGACGCCGUGGAUUCAUUAAGGGCCCUGCUUGUCCGUUUUUUUCCCUUUUUUGUACACACAUACUAAAAUCAUUCACGAUACUCAACCACCGACGUGCAGAAAACAUUCAAGUCACCCACGCACUCGAAGAAAACAUACCACAUAUGUCCUUCUCCUCCGACACAUAAAGUGCAAUCACUCCGCCCAUUCGCACUAAAGAGAUUCAAAUUAUCCAUACACUCAUAAAAAACAUCCGUACACAUUACCUCUACACAUUGAAAACUUACCACCUUCCUAGCCUCGAUUAGGCACCCAUUCACACAUACACCCACUCACUCACUCAUGCAUAUUUAUUCCUCUGUGAUAUAAAAAAGAGGAGAAAAACGAACAAGCCCCUGACCCAUGGCGCCCUAUGACCCUAAGCGCUCACGUGGGGUGCUAAGAGAUUGGACUUAAUUAAUUAAUAUCUCAUUAACUAAUUGUUAGAUCCAAAAAUAGAAGAGGAACUUUCGGUUCCAAAUUUCACCCUUUACCUACCUUUAACGGGUGUUCUACCAAUUGUGGGACACCCUAUAUACAUAUAUAUAAAUCUUAGCUCGGUUGCAAUUGCAAUAUAAAGAAGUGUUAUGACAUGAGUCUCUUAACACUGGAUCUUAGUUCUCGGACACUCUGCGCAAACAUUGCAUUUAAUUAUAUAAUUAUCUUUUUGACGUAGUCAGAACGAAGUGUGACAGUUUCGUCACACACUAUCUUUUAUAUUUUAUUUCUAUGUUCAUGCCAUUUUUCUUCCGAUAUUAUUAUUAGAAUAUGAUAUACUAUUAAUCAAUGCAUUUUUUCUUUCUUGAUGAUGAAGAAAAACAAAAAUGUUUUAUGUAUAAUUAUAGAUGUUUGCUCAAAAUCACGUAUCCUACCAAAAUAAUAUUUAUUUAUAUUAUAAAACGUAAGAAUUUCUCAAAUAAUUUAAUCGAUUAAAAAUUCUCGUACUAUGUAUUGCAAUGUUUAUAAUUACGUCUAUCAAAUUUCUCGCAUAUUUUCUACCGAAUUACAAACGUAAUACAAUUUGAAGGCGUUAUUCAAUAGUAAGAUAGGAGAAGAUUUAUGUUUAUUUAACCACUCUGCGUUUACAUUUUCUUUUCCAAAUCAGUAUCAAAAUGGUUGAAUUUUUCCUGUAAAGUAAAAUAUUUACUAUUAUUUUUUAUUUAUAGUUUUUGGACCUGUUGAUCUCAAAUUUUUAGUCAGUUUCGCAAAAUUCAAAAUAAUAAAUGCAAAAUAGUGGACUUAACUGAUAAAUUCCGAAAUAUUGUGUUUAACAAUAUUUUUGUAAAACAAUUUCUGAGUUUUUUAGUAAAGAAAUAUAUUUUUAUUAUAAACUACAGUAAUAUGAUAAUUUUAAUUGUAGUAACUUGAAAUUAUUUUUUAAAUUUAGUAAAAUUGUCGCAGCCUUAGAAAAACUGUACAAUAGGUUACAUAGACAUUUUCUCAAACGGUUACAAAUUUUUGACAUCAGUAUCCUCGAAAACCCCCAAAAUAUUAUUCUUAUUUAAUAUACGUAACUAGAUAUUGUUUCCUACAUUUUCUUGUAAGUUUUAAAAAAUUAUUUUUUUAUGAUGUUUAAGUGAGCACGACGUUGCAAAAAGUAAUUUUACUACUAGUACAAUUAAUUACUAAAAAGUACAGUUCUUUAGCUUUAAUGUACAUGUAUUUUGAUAUGUUAAUAUGACGUCUGAUUAUUAAGUUAUAAAAGGAAACGUUAUCCCGGGUCUGAUUCAAGGUCAAGCGAAUUGGUAUGACUCGCUUACCCCGAACUCGGGUUAUCGCGCAGGGUGGUUAAGUAGAUAGUAAGCUAGUCUAUCGCAUUGACUUUCCAUAGCUUCUCAUAAUCUGUAAAUCGAGAUAUUUAAAUGAAAUAUCGCUGAGUGUAUCACACGAAUAUGAAUAUGUAUUUCGUGAAUGUUUUGAAAUAGCAAUUAUUUACGAUACGAAAACCACGCGAAUCUCGGUAUAUCAUUCGCAUGAGUGGUUUGAAAAAAUAACAAGUCAAAAAAAAGACUAAGUCAAAGAUAUGUUUACAUGUAUCUAUUUUAUAAGGUCUGUUUUUUGCAGCUGAACUAAUGCUCACUUUCGAAACUUAAAAGAAAACAAAUAUAUAACUGUGACUUGAUGUAAAAAAAAGAGAAAGAGAACUAGUGUAAACUAGUACAGCCAGUUUAACUACAAAAAAUAGACCAAUAGACGCGUAGUUGCGACACACCGAGAUAUUUUGGUUUACUCACACAGUGUGAUCAACAUUGCAAUGUGAUCUCGAGUUGUGUCACGAGAUACAAGUUGUAUUACUAUCGGGAUAAAUGUUUCAAUACGUGUAUGUAUCUGUUAAGUGCCAUUUUUAGAUCUUGUAAGAUACACUUCUCUUGUUACGGCUACUAUUAUGUGUUACCGUAUUGUCAUAAAAUAUACUUUGCCAUGGUGAUAUGGAUUUAUCGCUGAUAUUUUUAUAUUACAAUUAAAAUCGUCGAGUCUGGUGAUUGCAGCGAUAACUGAGAUACUCAAUUUCGCCUCUGUUGAAUUGUACCAUUAUUAGUUGGCGACAGAUAAGAACUCGGCCGAGAUAACGAUAAUUUAUUCACACACUGAAAGAGUGAAAGCCAACACAUUCGAAUAGAGGAAGUACAUAAUCCACAAAGUGAUAAUCGGAAUUUUUGAUCACGUUAGUUCUUCACGAUCACGUUAGGUGCAAUCGUUGUAACCAUUUGAAAUAUUCUUGAAAGGACAUCGUUAUAACAUAUUAGUGUUAUCUUCCUGAUGAAUAAAAACGCACAAUUUUCAGCCGAGCAUCAGCGCUGCGUUAAUAUACAAUCUCUAGCAUAAUCGAGUAAUACUUUAUGCAUGAAAUAGAGAUCUUAAGUAUGGAAAGGUUUUCCAGUCUGAAAGGAAGAAAAUCGAAGAAAACUUUUUCGUUUCUUCGACUUUACAUGACUUUAGCGUCUGUGUCAUGGAAAAUAACAUAAGUUUAAUUAUAAAUGUGAUGUUGGCACGUGUUGCUUAGUUUUGCAAGAGAUGUAUUCGUCGCGAAUCGCAUCUGUGUGUCUGUAAACGGAGAUUCACGGCAAUGUCAUUCUGCAGAGAUUUAUCAUGUCAGUGCCAAUUUGCAAAGAGCAGCAGCUGAUCACACGAUAUAGUUUAUAGUGCAAGUGCAUCAUUCCAGUCUUACUUCGAAUGAAAGAAAACCAAAUUGUAGAUUCGUGAUUUCUUGAAUGCAAGUGUAUCGAUUGUAUUAGUCAUAUAGUGAAAAAAAAAAGUCAAAGUGAGAGAGGUAAAGCUAGUGUUAGCUCGUUCCAAAGAAUUUUGUACUCGAGCUGUGUAUUUGUUGCGUAAUAUCGAUUAAUCGUCAUAUCUGAUUGAACGAACGCUCAGCGAACGCUGAUCGACAACCGAGAGAGAAAGAAAAGAGAGGAAAAAUCAUGUAAGAGGGAUCCAACGAAUUAUUAUAUCGAACGUCACGUAAAAUCUUUUUAUUUAUCCUGCGAAACAAAAUUUCACAACUGAUUCAGUUUACUAAAAAAUGUUUUGUACAUUAUCGACCACGAGAAGGUAACAUAUAAUUAAUUGCGAUGUAAAUCAAUACAUGGUUUGCGAGAUGUAUAAGAACAGAUAAUAAAGAUAUCGAAAUUUUAGUUAA
This is a messenger RNA of Odontomachus brunneus, 6248 nucleotides long. RefSeq names its product 1-acyl-sn-glycerol-3-phosphate acyltransferase alpha (gene Agpat1). NCBI's taxonomy places the organism in Eukaryota, Metazoa, Arthropoda, Insecta, Hymenoptera, Formicidae. Gene Ontology annotation, cellular component: endoplasmic reticulum; membrane. Gene Ontology annotation, molecular function: 1-acylglycerol-3-phosphate O-acyltransferase activity. Bases 444 to 1256 code for a protein of 270 amino acids. The record is from RefSeq and is a predicted model, not a curated record. Gene Ontology annotation, biological process: phosphatidic acid biosynthetic process. The transcript is spliced from 4 exons.